AUUUACUCUAACAGAACGCUAGGGAAAUCAACUUUUUGUACAUUUAAAAUGCAACAUGAAAAACAAAAAGAUUUUAAAGAUGGUAAAUUGUGACCAUGAAGGGAUGCACAUGGUUAGAAACAAUACUCAUAUCCUGUGGAAUUCAAGCGAUUCAAUUCAAUUAAAUUUUAUAUGUAUAGCACUUUUUACAAUAGACAGUCUCAAAGCAGCUUUUACAGAAAUAUAUAAACACGGUAUACAGAUAUUAAAAGUGUGAAUUUAUCCCAACUGAGCAAGCUGGUGGCAAGGAAAAACUCCCUAAGAUGUUAAGAGGAAGAAACCUUGAGAGGAACCAGACUCAGAAGGGAACCCAUCCUCAUCUGGGUAACAACAGAUAGUGUGAAAAAGUUAAUUAUGGUUUUAUAUGAAGUCUGUUUGGCUUUAGAAGCAGCCGUAGUCCCAGCAAUCAGGAACUGAAGAAGAUGAGAGCUCCAUCCAGAGGUAGGAUGAUGAUUGAUUGGUAUUAACAGGCCCAAAGUGUACCAAGAAAACAUUCCCCACACCACCUCCACCAGCCUGGACUGUUGACACAAGGCAGGUUGGAUCCACACAUUCAUGCGGUUGGUGCCAAAUUCUGACCCGACCAUCUGUGUGCUUCAGCAGAAAUCGAGAUUCGUCAGACCGGACUAUGUUUUCAUGAUUUCCAGACUGUUGAGUUUUGGUGAGCCUGUGCCCACUACAGCCUCAGCUUGUUCUUGGCUGACAGAAGUGAAACCAACGUGGUUUCCUGCUGUCGUAGUCCAUCCGUAUCUGCAUGAUUGUAUGCAUGGCACUGCUGCCACACAAUUGGCUGAUUAGAUAAUCGCAUGAAUGAGAUGAUGUACGGGUGUUCCUAAUAAAGUGCUCCAUGAGUGCAUAUUGCCGUUCAGGUUAUUUUCAAAAUGAUUAUUAUCAGAGGCUCUCGGCCAAUUGAGCUGUUGGCUAGUCUUUGCAUACAGGAAAUACAUUUUGGAUGUCUCGCGAGACUGUCCACUCUAUACAUUAUUGUGACCCGUAACAUGUUCAGUGCGCGGCCUUAUUCCGCAACGCACGAGCUGUUACCAUAGUGAUCAACUUUCCAGACGCUUCCUCGCGCUGAGCAAGUGGACAAGGUAAAGAACGUCGAGAAAGUAAUUCAGAACUUCCAACUGAUGAUUGAUGAACACGAAAAGACGACAAAACAGCGAGUCUGUCUAGAGUAAAACACACAGACGGACACUGUCGGACAUGUUGGCGGAGAGGCUCCUAGACGCAGACCGCAGGCCCGGUGCUGGUUGGUUGAAACCUGCUGCCUGUUACCCGGAUGUAGCAGUGGGGAAACUACGUCAUUGUUCACCGCCGGGCGCUCUAUGGAUAUUAUAAUGGACGAACACAACUAGAUAAUUAUUAAUAAAAACCACAGAAUGAACGAUGACUAUAGUUGACAAAGCUUCAGAGAAAUCUGACUUUGGGUCAGCGCAGUGCAAACACUCCGGCUCCCUGACUCCUGUCUCCUCUGGAGGCGUGGACAACGGCAGCUCCAGCUGGAGUGUCGACUCUUCUACAGCCGAGCUUUCCAGGGCCAUGGCUACCUGUGUUGAAGUUGCUGUGUACGGAGGAACUACAACACUUCCUGCUGAGAGGACAAAUGAGCAAGUGGCCAUGAGUUUUGGCGAUGGCAUCACUCUGCCCCAAAAGGUCCUGUUUCCAUCAGAGCGUCUCAGCUUGAAAUGGACCCAAGUCCAUCGUAUUGGAGCAGGCCUCCAGAACCUGGGCAACACAUGUUUCCUGAAUUCAGCUCUUCAGUGUCUUUCAUACACUGCACCUCUUGCCAACUACAUGUUGUCCAGAGAGCAUUCCAAAACAUGUCAUGAGCCUGGAUUUUGCAUGCUGUGUACCAUGCAGAAUCACAUCACCCAGGUGUUUGCUAAUUCGGGGAAUGCCAUUAAGCCCCUUGGAGUGUUGCAUGAACUAAAACGGAUUGCAAAGCAUUUCCGGUGUGGGAAUCAAGAGGAUGCCCACGAGUUCUUGCGGUACACAGUGGAUGCUAUGCAAAAGGCCUGUCUGCCUUCCAAUAAACUUGACAGGCAAACACAGGCCACUACUCUGAUCCAUCAGAUAUUUGGAGGAUAUUUGAGGUCCAGAGUAAAGUGUGGGAACUGCAAAGCAGUAUCAGACACCUUUGAUCCUUAUUUGGAUAUUGCAUUGGAUAUCAAGAAUGCCCCAACUAUUACCAAGGCUCUUGAGCAGUUUGUUAAGGCUGAACAGUUGGAUUGGGAGAACGCCUACAAGUGCAGCACUUGUAAGGAAAUGGUGCAAGCCUCAAAAAGAUUAAGCAUUCACCGCAACUCCAAUGUGCUCACCAUCUCUCUGAAACGCUUUGCCAACUUCAAUGGAGGCAAAAUCUCCAAGGAUGUGAGAUACUCGGAGUAUCUUGACUUGCGGCCCUACAUGUCUCAGUCUCACGGAGAGUCGCAGAUUUACGGGCUGUAUGCUGUUCUGGUGCACUCAGGCUUCAGCUGCUAUGCUGGACACUACUACUCCUACGUAAAAGCAAGUAAUGGUCAGUGGUAUCAGAUGAAUGAUUCAUCAGUGACUCCCACUGAUUUACGAUCUGUGCUGAACCAACAAGCAUACCUGCUGUUCUACAUCAAGCACGGGUCUACAGAUCUGAAAAGUGGAGAUUCGACCCAGAUGGGUUUUACUCCAGGUCACUCAUCCCCACGACCAGUUGUAACACCCAAGCUAAACGGGCAUUCUUAUACUUCCUCAUCAAUAAUUGGACCACAACUCCCUCCUCACAUGUUAAAGAAUAACUCGUAUGUCAACGGAACUGGUUCCUCAAAAGAGCAUUACAGUGGCUCAAAGCCCAGCAGCAGUGACGUUAGCGGAGUGAACAAAGCCGCCUCCAAUUUGUCACACUCUUCCAUAUCGUCCUCCGUUUCUCAACAACCCGUCCAGCCCACAGGCAUCCCAGAGCCACAGAAGAGGCCCAAGAUGAGCUUUGUCGUCGGCUACGGAAAGGUGGUGCGGUGCAACCGGACUCCAUCAACCUCCAACAGCUCAGCCAGCAAUUCACACCCACAGUCCUCAUCCUCUACCUCAAAAUUCCAGCGCUCCAAGCAGGUCAACGGCACAUCCUCGUAUCGCAGUGCUACUUUCCUGGUUCCUUAUGACGAGGAAUCAUCUGAGGAGUCUGACCAGGAGAGUAGAGUCAUGGACAAUGGUACAGCUAAGUCUCAUGGCGUUGCCAAGGCAGCCAGUGGGGACGGAGGCAUGCACAGCCCUCACUAUCAUAGUUCAAGCUCACUUUUGCCCGAAAGAAACGGAUCUAACAGCUUGUCAGAGUCUCACACCGGUGAAAAUGGGUCAGGACAUGGCCCCCUGAAUGGCUAUCACAAAGUCAACGGUUUCAAACAUCCUGACAAAGCGUCAGACAGUCCAACUUCUGAAUCGUCCGUAAGCGACACUAACAGUUUGGAUUCUCAGAGUGCGUCAAGCUCCAAGUCAGAGGGCCUCCUCUCCUCAACACCCUCCACGGAAAGGGCUAAACCACUCACUGAUCCGCUCACUAAGCCUGUCUCGCACCCAGUACCCACACCCGGCGCAGACACCCAGACACUGGCUAAGCCAGCAGAAGUGACGCCUAGCACGCAGGCAGCCUUAACAGAGGCAUCAAGUCAAGUGAAGGCCACAGCAGAGUCCACUCUGAGCAAUCACAGUCUCACCCAGCAGGCGAGUGAUGAGUUUGCAUCGUCAAACAAACCCAAGGUGGAGAUGGAGUCUGUAAACGGCGCGAAUGGCAAAGACGACGUGAAAACAUGUCAGUCAGACAAACCCAGCUCUUGGGAAGGAAAAAGCCACCAAGAGCACGAUAGAGAUUUAAAGCAGCCACAUGUUUCUCCUGCCGCAAAGGACAGAGAUAAAGACAAGGAGAGUUAUCGAAACUACAGAGAGCUCCAGGACAGGAGCAGAGAACGUUAUGGACAUGGCCAUCGGCCAGAGAGAGAGUAUUAUCCACGUAAGGAUCGCUCCCGCAGUCACCACAGAGAUAAAGAGGGAACUCGGUGCCGAGACAGAUAUGCGUACCACCGCCGAGACCACCAUUACAAAAGAGGCCGGUCGCGGGAUUGGGAGCGGGACAGAAGAUACCAGUCCUUGCACUGCUCUUCAAACCGCUAUUAUAGAGAGCUGGGCUGGCGCCGUGCACGCGAAGACAGUCGUGAUCGGUGGCACUACAAUGGAGAGCAGAGCAGCAAUAGAGCAAAGCCCUCCUCUCCACGUUCUACCAGCCCCUCGCCCCGGCACAGGACCAGAAAACUCAUCUUGUCAGGUGAAGACAGCACAUCUGAGGAGCGCAGGGCCAAGAAAUACAAAAAAUCUAAGAAGAAAAAUAAAGAUAAGCACAGGAGUUUGGAAAGGGACGUGUCCGACAAGACCCAGGACAGCAGCUCCAGCCUACACAAAAAGAAGAAAAAGAAGAAGAGGAGGCGCGAGGCGGAGGACGGAGCUCGCAGGGAGAGACAGUCCACCCUCAGCUCAGACAAGCGUGACUGGAAUGGCGAAGAGAGGAGAAGCCAUAAGUGCCGGCGCAGCUCUGACCAAGAUGGUUCUCCUCACCGUGCCAAGCUGUCAUGCACCGAGGACCAUCGGCAGCUCAACGGUCACUCGGCAGGUGAUGGUGUAAACCGUUACAACGGAUAUGUCCAAGGAUUCUGUCAUAAAGAAAUGGAUGCACCGGUUAAAUAUGGAGACCUGAACCAUACUUCCUCUAACAACAAUGGGAAGAUAUUCUUAUGUGGAGGAGACAAUGGAGAGACAGGUCCUGUGCCAUGCAGAUAAAACAGCGACUUCGGGAGACCUGCCUCAGACCUAAGAUCUCAGAGGACAAGGAAGAACUCGACACUUUCUAAAUAUUGUAAAGGUGCUUUAUUCAAUAAAGACAUAAUGUAUUUUUUGCAACAAAAAUGCUUUAAAUUUUUUUUUUUUUUUUUAGGGUUAAGGAUUUUUUUUACCAUGCUAUACAGCUGAACUUUGAAGAAAAACUCAAUGGAAAAAUGUAAAAAAAAAAAUAUAAAUAUAUAUAUAUAUACACACUUAACCUGGAAGAAGAAGCCUGGAGCUUUAACAUCAAAACUGCUGCUCAGACAUAGACUCAGGACUUUCUCACUUGUGAAGAUGACACACAUUCUCCCUUUAAGGAUGCGUACCUGGGAAUGAUGGAAAAAAGUGAACUAAAAUGCUGCAUAAAAAGUGGAAAGACUGCCUCCUGACUGCAAGCUAUGAUGUCACCGAUGUCACAUUUCUGUUUAAAAUCUCAACGGAAUGGAUAUUACGAGUGCUUUGUGUGCACUUACACCACAGUUAACCUGGACACACUUGACAUUUUCUGACAUUUUACUUUCCCCAUUUUUAUCAUUUCUUUUAAACUCGAGACUGUAAAACUCCAGGACCUAUCUAAUGGCAUUAUAUAUGGUCUUGUCCAAUUUUCUUCACAUAGGAAAAAUGUACAUUGCAUUAGAUCAUGUAUGGCUGUGGAUUAUUUUGUGCGUAGGUUUUUAAUCUUUAUUUUUCGUGUUACAAAUACUGUGAAUUUAAGUUCAACUGUACUAUCAGUUAUUUGUUUGCAAUCCUGUAUCAGGAGUUCAGUAUAAACACUUCUUUUAGAAAUACCACUCAGCAUAAUGUAGGCCAUGCUCUAAAAUACCCCCCCACAACACCACUUUUUUUUUUUUUUUUUUU
Ictalurus punctatus (channel catfish) is the source of this 5739-nucleotide messenger RNA. RefSeq names its product ubiquitin specific peptidase 42 (gene usp42). NCBI's taxonomy places the organism in Eukaryota, Metazoa, Chordata, Actinopteri, Siluriformes, Ictaluridae. The transcript is spliced from 21 exons. Gene Ontology annotation, cellular component: nucleus; cytosol. The coding region runs from base 1429 to 4839 and encodes 1136 amino acids. The record is from RefSeq and is a predicted model, not a curated record. Gene Ontology annotation, molecular function: cysteine-type deubiquitinase activity; cysteine-type endopeptidase activity. Gene Ontology annotation, biological process: protein deubiquitination; regulation of apoptotic process.